AUGAGCGAGCGACUUCGCGCUACUUUCGCACUCUCCAUCCUUCGCGGUCGUGUGCGUAUACGCGCGAAGCGAUCACGCCCGGAUAAUUUACAUCCUGGACUCUGCGAGUGCGAGCCGUUUCCGCGAGGGACCUCCGUGACCCCAAACAUCUUGAAAUGGUACGCGUGCGGUCCCACAGUGUACGACAAAGCGCACCUGGGGCACGCUAGAGCCUACGUAAGUCAGGACAUUCUCCGGCGAGUAGCAGAACGCACGGGCGGCUACAAUGUGCAGCUCGUCAUGGGUGUGACGGACGUAGACGACAAGAUCAUCAAACGUGCAAAGGAGCAGAACGUGAGCUUCCACACACUGGCAUGGGAACAAGAGCAGCAGUUCUUCGCCGACAUGGCCAGGCUCUACGUCAAGCCCCCCACUGCAAUCACUCGAGUCAGUGAACAUCUCCCAGAGAUCGUAAAGUACAUUGAAGAGAUCCAACACAAAGGCUUUGCGUAUCAAGCAGUAGACGGCUCGGGGGUGUAUUUUAACACUCGGCAAUUAGGAGACAAAUACGGGAAGUUAGAUCCUCGACGACAGACACAACGAGACGAGCAAUUACAAACGGAAGCCGAGGCAGCAGUCGAGGAGAGCGACGUGGCGGAAGAGGAGGAGAAAGUCAAGAGAGACCCGAGAGACUUUGCACUGUGGAAGGCAGCGAAGGAGCCUGACGAACCGGCGUGGCCCUCUCCGUGGGGUCUGGGGAGACCUGGAUGGCACAUCGAGUGCUCCGCCAUGACGCACCACGUUCUAGGAGACAGGCUGGACGUGCACACGGGAGGCGUGGACCUCCGCUUCCCUCAUCAUAACAACGAGAUCGCACAGUGUGAAGCACACAACCACGGGCCUCAGUGUGGCCAUGACGAAAAAUGGUGCAAUCAUUUCGUGCACUUUGGCCACUUGUAUAUCCGCGGUCGGAAGAUGUCCAAGUCGCUGAAAAACUUCAUCUCGGUGCGAGAUUUCCUGGCCGAGGGACACACAGCGGACCAUUUCCGCCUCUUCUGUCUGCAGUUCAAAUACCGCGCGAGCUUGGUGUACUCCGAGGACCGUGUGCGUGAUGCGGAAGCCACGGCGGGACGUCUCCGAGGGUUUUUCCGCAGUGUCGUGGCCUAUGGCAGUGGCCACGAUAUGUCCAGUAGCAGUCAUACAGAGACGCUGGAAACCAAGUCAAAGCGCUGCGAACAAGUGGAUUUGGAGCUGCUGGACGCGCUGUUUGAGACUCGCGCGCUGGUUGACGCGGCUCUUCUGGACGAUCUCGAUACCCCACGCGCGCUGUCUCUCGUCUUGGAGCUCGUAUCUCGUGGAAACGCCUACUUGCUGGCCCAACGAGGCGACUUGGGAGCUCCCGACGAGGUGCUGAUCUCACUGACAGGCUACGUACUGGAGGUAUUGGAGCUCUUUGGACUGGAAGGACUUCACUCUGAGUUCUCAGCGAUGCUGCGUCGUCGGUUUACAGCCUUUGGGCACCCAGAAACACAGCGCGAGCUGGAUGGCAGGCAUGAACUGGUGAGUAGAGACGACCAAGAGGCGUUGAUCCGCUCGUUGCUACAGUUCCGAGCGUCAGUGCGAGAGGAAGCGCUGCGAGACCCCAAGCAGCCAGGAAACGCUCGUGUACUCGCCUUGUGUGACGCCUUACGGAACGAGGAACUGCCUCAGCUGGGUAUCCAGAUCGAGGACCUUGCACCUGGACGCUCCGUCUUCAAGUUGCUCUCGCGUGCAGAGCGUGAGGCAGAGACGGAAGACAAGGCGACGACAGCAGAUAAUAAGACUCACGCGCUGAAGCAGAAGCAGCAGGAGUUCGAGGCUCUCAUGCAGAUCUCUCCCUCCCAGUUCUUCCAGAAGGCGCCAGAGUUUGCGGAUCGAUUCGACACGUUCGAUGCCGACGGAUUCCCCUCACAUGAGGACGGUGCACCUCUCAGCAAGAGCCAAAGCAAGAAACUGGCCAAAAAACUUGCCAAACACGAGAAAUCGUACGCCAAGUUUUGGGAAUCUAGAAGACAAUAA
Molecule: messenger RNA, 2037 nt
Organism: Phytophthora infestans T30-4
Lineage: Eukaryota; Oomycota; Peronosporomycetes; Peronosporales; Peronosporaceae
Product: cysteinyl-tRNA synthetase, putative
Exons: 2
Coding region: 1-2037 (678 amino acids)
Biological process (GO): cysteinyl-tRNA aminoacylation
Cellular component (GO): cytoplasm
Molecular function (GO): ATP binding; cysteine-tRNA ligase activity
Source: RefSeq, a predicted model, not a curated record